CUUAAAACUGACUUCGGUGCUCAGUUGUCAACAGCCAUUGUCUAUCCAUGAUAUGUGUAAGCAUGCAUGGAGCCCACUAACAUACCCUAAUCCCACAUGUCCCUUUCUCUGAACUUCUCAAACACGUACCCACAGUCCAAUUUCCAAGUGUCAACUUCCCUGCCUCUUCGAUUCAUGCUGCCUCUUCGCUUCAUUGGCCAAAACCCACCCUUAAAACUGCCCAAAACCCAUCAAUCCCUCUGUAAACAGAGUACCCCCCCUCCCUCUAAACUCUACGCAUCUCUGCUAAUAAGAAAAUCAUUCUGCAUUUUCUUCUAAAUCACCCAGGCUUCUUGGCUCCUCUCGCUUGAGAAGCCGCGGUAACCGUAAGUGAAGCACAACGUGAAACUAGCCACCAUGAUCAAGACCCUGAGCCCUUGCUCCAACACAGCAAAAACAGCUGAAAUUAUGUCUAGGUAUAGGCCAAUAGCUCCAAGGCCUGAGGGUUCUGCGAGUUCAAUGGAUGAGAGUUCAUCCAUGUCUCAGAAAAUCCGAGAAUCUCCUUAUUUAAGGACCCUUUGGCCACAAAUGCAGGCCAGGCCUACCAGAACCAGGAAGAGAGGUAGAGCUGUCGUAUCACCACCUAACAUCAAAAGGCCAAGAACCCAUUUGCUGGGCCUUUCUUCUCCUAGUCAUGUAACAUCCCCAGCCAAACAUCUCUCCUUGCAGGGUUUUGUUCAUGGAAUUCCCCAGCUUCCUGUUCCAAACCUGGUUGGGGUCAAUAGCGGCUUGGAAAAUUCAGUUACUAUGUCAUCAAAUCUAGUAACACUUCCACUUCUUCAGAGUCCUACAACAGUUACUGUUGUUGCAAACCAAGCAGCAGUUCCUGAGCUUAGUUGCAUGGAACCAAAUAGAGACAAGGUAAUAGAUUUAAACACCGUGGCUGAAUUUCCGGAAGAGAAGGAUCUCCUGCAACAAUUACAGGUACCUCCCACCAACAAUGUUAUAGCACCUCAACCGCUUCGACUGGUAGGCUCAAGCAUAAGUAUAGCCUGCAUCAGUGAAGACCCAAGCUUCAUCCCACUGGUGAGAGUUCCAAAGAAGCCAGAGGAAGUCGAGGAAGAAGUUGAGUCUGAGGUCUUGCCAACAGUGAUAUCUGAUUCCAACAACAAAGUGAGGCUAGCAAAUUCUGCUUACAAAGAAAUGGUGGGUCAGCCAGAAUGUUCCUGGCUUGACUCGAUGAUGACUGGCGAUGGAAGUUUUGCAGGCAGGUCAUGCAAGAGGAUAUGUGGGGAGGUGGAGCUUCACCUUUCUGAUUUAAGAGUGCCAGCAUCUUCAAAUGGGUUUUCAUGCUGGGUGAGGAUAGAAUGGUGCAACAAGGGGACAAAGAAUGUGAUCAUUACUUUCUGUGAUGUUAUCAGAUUAUCCUGCGCGUCCAGGGAUUACCUCUUUAGUUGGAGGUUCCACACUCGUGGCAGAAAGGAUUUUCAGUCCAAAACCAAUGCUUGAAUGUUUUGUUGUAUACAGUAGCUUACUAGACAGCGCACUAAUGGUAGAUGUACACACAUAAGACGUCAAAUAUAAGUAGAUUUGGUCAGCUCUUCAA
Molecule: messenger RNA, 1585 nt
Organism: Populus trichocarpa (black cottonwood)
Lineage: Eukaryota; Viridiplantae; Streptophyta; Magnoliopsida; Malpighiales; Salicaceae
Exons: 1
Coding region: 397-1488 (363 amino acids)
Source: RefSeq, a predicted model, not a curated record